Messenger RNA from Paramecium octaurelia, 805 nucleotides. Lineage: Eukaryota; Ciliophora; Oligohymenophorea; Peniculida; Parameciidae. The record is from the annotation of a GenBank genome assembly.
AUGAAUAAAUUUAACAGAGAAGAAUUUCUAUUCUUAGCUAAAAUUGCCUAAUAAACUGAAAGAUUCAAUGAUAUGAUUGAAUUCAUUAAACAUUUCCUUGAUUAAGAACUUAAUAAAGAAGAGAGAAGUAUAUUAUCAGCUGCGUACAAAAAUGUGGUAUUCAAAUUUAUUACUCUAUCUAAGGUUGGUAACAAAAGAGCUGAAUUAAGAGUUUUGACUGCUAUUGAAUAAAAAGAAUCCAGAAAAUAAACAGAUCAAUACACUCUUAAUUAUAUAAGAAAUUACAAACAUAAAAUUGAAGGAGAACUGAAAAAUUCUUGUGCUGAAAUUUUGAAUUUAAUUGAUACCACCUUACAUCCUAAUUCCAAGUAAGUUGAUAGUAAAGUUUUCUAUUUGAAAAUGAAAGGUGAUUAUAACAGAUAUCUUGCUGAAUUUUUAUUAGAUAAUGAAUAUCAUGCAGCCGUUGAUUAAGCAACUCAAGCCUAUAAGUAAUACUUUCAUAAAUUAUUAGAGAUGCUGAUGUUUUGGCCAAGUCCAAUUUGUCUACUACUUCUCCUAUCAGAUUAGGUUUACAUUUAAACUAAUCUGUAUUUUAUUAUGAAAUUUUACAAAAUGCAGCAGAAGCUAUAAGAAUUGCUAAUGAUGCCUUUGAAUAAGCUAUUGCAUAGGUGGACUCUGUAAAUGAAGAAAACUAUAAGGAUUGCACACUAAUCAUGUAAUUAUUAAGAGACAAUCUGACAUUAUGGAAUAAUCCAGAGGAGGAAGCUAAUGAUGAUUAAUGAUUUUAAAUUAAUGUCAACUUCUA